AGGAGGAGGUCGAGCGCACGACUCGGCGCGCAGUGUCCAGCCGCAGGACGUCUCGACGGAGCCGCGCUGGAGUCUCGGGCCAUUCCUUCUGCCGACAGGUGCUGACGAGACUGAGGUGUGACAGGAGCUGUGAGGGUCUGCGGCGAUUGGUCGGUGUGAUAACUGACACUUGAGGACUGUCCGCGUGGACUCGAGAAGAGCGCGUGCUCAGAUGCGAUGCCCCUGUAUGAUGUUUCCAUAGCAAGGUGUCAGCGGUGGGAUUAGUGGACACCUAAACCUGAAAACUCGGCGAUGUUUGCAUGAAGAAACGAUACACCAAGGAGCCUGAAAUUGAGAAAUUUGAGGACAGAAGAGGUUAAUUGGGGUUGGAGGGAAGGAGAGAGAAAGAGAGAGGGAGAAAGGAAACAAGGCCGGCGCUGAGAAUGUGCAGAGAAGACGAGAAGCCCCCACAUCAUCAUGCAGUGAUCUACUGAACGGCGGCCACUGAACUACAUCACUCCUUCUAAAGUCACUGGAGUGGGACAGUCAAGGGAAAGAAAGAAGGGAUGGCUUGAAAGAACUCCAGGUAGGGAAGACAGAUGGUGAUUACACCUCAUCGAGGGUGGUAGCGGUGGCAUCAGUUGGGCACGUCUCCCUAUCUGCUGUGCUGCCAGCAUGCUGAGCUCCAUGAACCACCGGGCCCGCUCUCUCCUUUCCCUCUCGCUCACCACGCUCGCCCUCACCUUCUCCAUUUUGGCCUUCACCACCAGCUACUGGUGCGAGGGCACCCACAAGGUGGUCAAACCCUUGUGUUUGUCUCCAAUCAAGAUGAAGAACUGUGCAACCAACUACAGCGAUAUGUUGACCUCAUUGGCAGCCACUGGAUUUGGGCAAAUGACACUGGAUUCUGCAGAAAAUUCCAAUAAAACGAUGAUACAGCGACUGGAGGACAUCAAGCGGCAGGGGCAACUGGCCAACGCGGUACACUACAUCUGGGAGACGGGCGAGGAUAAGUUCACCUUUCGCUACUUCCACACCGGCUUUUGGCUGUCCUGUGAAAGACACCAUGAUGGAGAAAAAUGCCGCAGCUUCAUUGAGCUGACGCCAGCCUCAGAACAAGGGGUCCUCUGGCUCUCGGUCAUUUCGGAAUUCCUCUACAUCUCGCUGCUCUCCGUUGGCUUCCUUUUGAUGUGGCUGGAGGUGCUCUGCUCCCAGAAUAAGAUGAGCCGACUAAAGAUCAACGCCUUUGCUGCCGUCUUCACCGUCCUCUCCGGCUUGCUGGGAAUGGUGGCUCACAUGAUGUACACAACCGUAUUCCAAGUGACCGUCAGCCUCGGACCCAAAGACUGGAGGCCACAGAGCUGGGACUAUGGGUGGUCAUUUGCAUUGGCCUGGCUGUCAUUCAGCUGCUGCAUGGCCGCCGCAGUCCUCACCCUGAACUCCUACACCAAGACAGCUCUAGAGCUCACACACAGGCAGAGGCUGCGGAUGGAGGAAGGCAGGAGCAGCCACGUCCCUUCUUAUGAUGACAUCGUGUUGGCCGACGUGGAAGCUGGCACCGUGGCGCUGGGCGCCGUGUCACAGUCCAUAUACUCGGUCACUGCUCUGCUGCAGCACAAGGACACGCGGAGCGACAACGGCAAAGCCGCGGCACGCCGCCCUCCCCUUGACGUCAAGCAAGCACCUCGCACAUGGGUCCCACAGGGGGAGCGGCCCAUUGUAUUUACGGAGGUACCCAGAGUGCCAGCGGUGGAAUGUGAGGACUGCGAGCUUGAAAGAGAAAAGGAGAACGCGGCCGAGAAGGAACUGCUGUGUUGAAACGUUGAGGGAGACGUGAGCCACGGCAAAGGGCGUCUAGAAAGAUCCAAAUGAGGUGGGACCGUCAGUCCGUGAAAACUCCUGGAACGGGAUUCAAGAGUGAGACGGGACGGACCGCUAGCACUGGUGUGGAACAAUUAGAGGCAGACCUUUGUUACUAUUAAAGUUCUUGUGAACAUUGGAAAUAAAAAUGGUCAAUGAACUUGGCUGGACUGGGAAUGGACAUAAAUGAGCAUGAAAGUGUUGAAACUAGUGGCAAGGAGACGGGCAUUAAAACAAGGGCUUCUCUGAGGCCUGGCUCGGCUUCUGUCUUAUUUAUAUAGUGCCCUUCACCAUCAGUUCUCAUCAGAUUGUCAGCAUCGGACCAACCAAACAGAAACACAAAUCCAGAAUGUGACGAGCGUUGAGGAUAAAUCAAGAGAGGAAAACGAGGACAGUUAGGGAGAACAUUCACCUAACGUCACAAGGGACGCAAUUGUAAUAUCACGUCACGUAAAGGGAGACAUUUAAAAGUUGGACCGGACAUGCAGAAGAAACCUGAAAAGAUAAGAUGGGUGGUCUACAUUGUGGACCAGGUCUCACGUACCUGCUAGACAAUUCUUCCUGGCAUCAGCACCAGAAGGCCAAACGCUGUUGGUCACCACUCUGCAGUGACUGUCUAGAGUGUUAGGUGAGGACGUGAUAAACGAUUGUACAGAAUGUAGAACGAUGGAUUUUCAAGAGUUUAUUCACAGUGUUCUUGGUGGUGUCUUCUGUAGCACCUUACAGACAGACCAUCAGCACACAGAUACACAGACACAAUAGAAAUGAAUGAAUGAUUUCAGACAAGAGUGGAGCAACAGCACCCUGCCGCCUCACAGCUCUACGGACCCGGGUUCAAAACACAGCCCGGCCAACCUCUGUAAUAAUUUUACACCUCCUCUCAAAGGUACGUCUCUAAAUUGGUCAGUGUUGGACUGCCAUCUUGCUGGGGCUCUGUUGCUGCCUUGCACAGUGUAAUGGAACCCCGGGGUGUUAGCAAGCCCCAAUCCCCCAAACACGAACACACACUGAGUCCCGGGUUCAAAUAAUGGAAGGUUUAUUCCACACAGUACCACAAAGUAGCACAAGCACAAAUCGCAGGUUUUCUUUCCACAAUUCCUCUCCAGAAUACUCCCUUCUUCUCACCGCAGUGAGUGUCGCUUCACCUCCUCCCAGCUCCGACUCGCCUGGAUAAGGGAGUGCGGCCCCUUUUAUUAAGACCCCGCGAGUACUUCUGGUGCCAGGGCCACUGCCUGAUGAUCAUACGGAUGUCCCACUUGUUAGCACAUUUCCCUGCAGCUCGCCCUUGUGGCACCCACAGACCCCAGCAGGGUUGUGUUGCUGGACACUUCCCAGCAUGCCCUGCUGGUUCUUUACAGGGCCACUGCCAUCUAGCGUCCAUCCAUCCACUCCAGCCAUCACUUCCGGGUCGGCUCCUUCCUCUCUCCUGGUUGGGAUGCCCAUCUGCCUGCUCGGAGCCUCCUGUCUGAGUGAAGAACCAUCCCCUUUUCUGGUCAGGAUGCCUGUCCAACCCCUGGGGCAUUUAUGACAAGAUCCACUCGAUGUGAGCCUAAACUUGAUGAAGUGGGUCAGGUAAUGGGUGGAUGGAUGGAUGGAUGAUUCCCAUUUUGUUUAAAUCACAAAACAAUACAUAUAAUGGAAAUAGCAACCACCACAAUCUCCUAGAUCCAUCAAACUAUUCAUUUACAUUCUCAAACUGUUGCUGUAUUCAUUGUUGUUUUUGUCUUUUAUUACAAUUGUAUUACUGUCACAGGUCGGGGGGGGGGGGCGGGGGGUCAGGCAUGUAAGUAUUUCAUUGUACUGAAUACACAGGACAAUAAACUCAAACUUAAUAGCCA
This is a messenger RNA of Erpetoichthys calabaricus (reedfish), 3677 nucleotides long. RefSeq names its product germ cell-specific gene 1-like protein. NCBI's taxonomy places the organism in Eukaryota, Metazoa, Chordata, Cladistia, Polypteriformes, Polypteridae. The coding region runs from base 655 to 1797 and encodes 380 amino acids. The record is from RefSeq and is a predicted model, not a curated record. The transcript has 7 exons. Gene Ontology annotation, cellular component: plasma membrane.